AUGUGCUUCAACUGGUGCUGGCCAUUCACCGAGUACGAGGUGGAGGACGACGAAAAGGGCCGCGAGAAGUGCCAGAUCACUCACAAGCACACCCAUACGCGCCGCCGAUAUCGCCAUCGAGGCCGCUAUUACAGCACAGCAUGCCCGGUGUGCCAGCAAUGCUCAUGUCGAUUCUGUCAGCCUCACCAGUGCCAGCCGCUCUCAACCAUCGGACCGAGAUAUAUCGGCCCAGUAGAGAUGACAAUGGCCAUCGCUGCCCCUCCACGCGUCCGAACUUCCAACCUCAAAUCCCAAGCACAGUCCGAGGCCCCUGGGUUCACACAUUUGUUCCGCCUGCUUCAAGGAUGUCUUGCUUCAACAGCUCAACCCACACUUGCGGGUGCGGCUGUGUCAAGACCAAGGUCAAAGGGCCUACUUGUGUAUGGUCUCCCUGGCCUACCAGAGUCACAUCCUCACCACCUCUCUAUUGUGGACCUCCCUCUGGAGGAUGUGGAUGUCCCAUCGGGAAUGGCAUCCAGCAGCUGGGCAACCAAGGAGGGCCAAUCAUUAUCAACAAUGGGCCAGUUGCCACUGGCGGUUAUCUUCACCAGGGCCAGGGCUGCGGCCAUGGCGGAAUUGCAACAAUACGGAAGUCGAUUCGGACCAACUCAAACCGGCGGGUUCAUUCAAUACCCAGGCGGACAAAGAUUUCUUUGCCCACCGCAGGGGCCGAUGUGGAACGGCCAGCAGUGGGUCACGAAUGGUCCGACCAAAGCUGAGCAUAUAGCUGCUAUGAAAGACAAGGCUGAUACGCGUCCUCAGGAGCUGGUCCCUGCUGAUCCCGACAUCUCACGCAUGUAUGAGGUUCAAGAAUUAGAUGGCAACUGGACUCGUCGCAGCCGUUACACAAUUGACAGCAAAGACAUUGGCCAGGUUCGAUGGUAUCAGCGCCCAGACGGCACCUUCUUUGCCAAGCGUCUCCCAUCUGGCUAG
Pseudogymnoascus verrucosus is the source of this 972-nucleotide messenger RNA. RefSeq lists its product as uncharacterized. The record is from RefSeq and is a predicted model, not a curated record. Lineage: Eukaryota; Fungi; Ascomycota; Leotiomycetes; Thelebolales; Thelebolaceae. The coding region runs from base 1 to 972 and encodes 323 amino acids. The transcript is spliced from 3 exons.